GGUUUUGAUAAGUAUAUUGAGCCAUUUGCAACAGUGAAAGGUGUGGAGAUGUUUAGAGGGGUGAACUAUGCAUCUGGUGCUGCUGGAAUUCGUGAUGAGUCGGGAAUACAUUUGGGAGAUCGAAUCAGCUUGAAUAGGCAAUUGCGAAAUCACAAAGUGACAAUUUCCCACAUGUCUACUUUGCUUGAAAAUAAUAUGACUUUAAUCCAAGAGUAUCUAAGCAAAUGUAUAUACAUUGUUGGAAUGGGGAACAAUGAUUACAUCAACAACUAUUUGCUGCCUCAGUUCUACCCAUCAAGCCUUUUGUACAAACCAGAAAAAUAUGCCACAAUCCUAGCUCAGCAAUAUGAAAAACAAUUAAAGACUUUGUACCGUUACGGAGCAAGAAAAGUUGCGGUGUUCGGGCUAGGUAGCAUAGGCUGUAUUCCAGCAGAGUUGGAUUUGUAUGGGACAAAGGACUCAGUAUGUGUCGACUCUAUAAAUAGUGCAGUUCUAAAGUUUGUGGACAAGCUUAAGCCAAUGAUAGACGAUUUCAACAGUAAUUUGCCCAACGCAAAUUUCAUCUACAUAAAUGUAACAAGCAUUGCAAUUGGAGAUCCUUCAUCUAUCGGUAUAACAAAUUUAGCUGAGCCAUGCUGUGAAAUUUCGAGCUUCAUAGCUAAGGGGCAGUGUAGUUAUGGAGGAAGUGCAUGCAGUGAUAGAGCAUCACACUAUUUUUGGGAUGGUUUUCACCCAACAGAAGCUCCCAAUAAGGCCACUGCUGAAAGAGCUUACACUGCUCUUCUACCCACUGAUGCCUAUCCCUUUGAUAUUAGCCACUUGGCUCUGCUCUAAAUAAGUUAACAUAGUCGCGUGUGGUGUAACUUCGUCAAGCUUUAAUUUGAAUAAACUUGAUUUGCAUUUCUGUAGACGUACGUCACAAAUAGUUGGAUUGUCCAAAUCAUUCAGUAAUGACCUUCAA
Molecule: messenger RNA, 961 nt
Organism: Nicotiana tabacum (common tobacco)
Lineage: Eukaryota; Viridiplantae; Streptophyta; Magnoliopsida; Solanales; Solanaceae
Source: RefSeq, a predicted model, not a curated record